CCUUCUUUCCCACUCAAUCACUCUCACCAUAUCGCUCAAGAUGCCGAUGCCAACAGACUUUGAUGCAGAUCAUAAGGUCUCUGCACCUUCAGGUGUGGACUCAAGCCCAAAUACUUCGAUCGAGGACCAGACAUUGUUGCUGCUUGCUCGGCUGAUGGAAGGCGGGCAAGAAGAUGAAGAUACAUGCAAGGAGUUGAACAAGCUUACGAAAAUGCUCGACGGCGACUCAUCCGAUCCUACCAGAUCACCAGAGCCACAUAAGCCCAUCAACGAGCUACUUGAUACGGACUGCGUUGAGACUAUCCUUGGUUAUCUGGACAUGAGACAGUCCCCAACAGUGCGGGGCUACGCCACUUUGACCACUUCUGCUUAUCUCAAGGCUGCUGGUGAUAGAGGAGUAAAGGAGCUGUCGAGCUUUUUUCAUCUGACCGUCGGCAAAGGCACCUACGACGAUUUUAUACUCGCUUUUUCUGUUGCCGCUUCUUUAUUUCCAGUUGUCCCCGAUGUCAUUGCAGAACUCUUCUUGAAGGAAGGCUUCGUGGUCAGUCUUGGACCCUUGAUGAAGAGAAAGUGGAAGAGCAAAAAAGUCGAGCAGGCCGCAUUGGAAAUGCUCAAUGCUGCCUGUAUGCAUUCCGCUUGCCGGGAAAGUAUCAAGAAGUAUUGCAUGGAGUGGUUAGAUGAGAUUGUCAAUGACGUUCCACCAACAUCAUUGGAUGUCUCCUCGCCGGAAAGACACCAUGUUGCUGAGGAUGGAGCCAUUCAGCAGAGAAUACAUUCGCCGGAGGUCAGGCAUUUAGCAGCUGUCGUUCUAGCCAAGCUUCAGGCUGUUCCUUUUGCGCCACGUGCAGGAGAGGAUGAUAAGGUCCAGCCAGCGAUAACAAGCAUAGAAGAGCUCUCUGACAUGUUCAAAAACAUGCUGUCAGACAAAGCCUCACAACAUAGUUCCAUAGAGGGCCUAGCUUAUGCAUCUUUACAACCAAAGGUCAAAGAGAAACUAGCUGCAGACGGAAAUUUCUUGAAGGAGUUAAUCAAUGCCCUUGGCAACGCCCCAGCCAAAUCUCCUGAAACUUAUGGUGCAUUAACCACCAUCGUCAACUUAACGUCAUAUCAGCCAGCUCUUACCGAAGAACAGAAACGAAUGACUCAACUCAAAGCAUAUGCGAAUGCCUCAAAGUCUUCUAAGCCAAACCCCCUCAACGAUGAUGAGCACGUUCAGAAGCGUUGUCAGGCUAUAUUCGAAGCAGGUGCUAUACCGGUCCUUGUUACUCACAGUCAACAUGGUUCGGCUGCAUCGUUGAUGCUUGUAGUGUUGAUCGUCUUCUCACUAUCCAAAAACCCAAAGAUUCGUGGUCAGAUGGCUCAGCAAGGCGCUGUCAAGCUUCUACUACAUGCGUACUCAGUAUUUCCUACAGACAAUGUCGCUGCACGCCGAACAACUGCUCACGCACUUGCUCGAAUCCUGAUUAGCACGAACCCGCAACAUGUUUUCGGCGGAUCAAAUCCUCUUUCCAUGACAUCUGCAAUUCGGCCACUACUCCUAUUGCUCUCUGACGACCCUACUGUGGAGCACCGCGACCUUCUCCCAGUUUUUGAGUCACUCCUCGCACUCACAAAUCUCGCCUCUACUGAUGAUACGGCAAGAAAUCCAAUUAUCUGCAUUGCCUUCCCUCAGAUAGAGGAACUACUUCUUUCAAACAACAAGCUAGUCACUCGUGCAACCGUCGAGCUCAUUUGCAAUCUCAUGCAAGCUCCGGAAGGAGUUGCCAAGUUUGCCGAUGGAGGCAAGCAGGCGAGCCAUAGGAUGCAUAUUCUUCUCGCUCUGACAGACUCCGAGGAUUAUGACACUCGAAGAGCAGCCGGUGGUGCGAUGGCGAGUCUGACGGAAUGGGAUACGGCUGUCAAUGCAAUAUUAGAGAGGGAUAGAGGUGUGCCUCUUCUUUUGCAGCUAUGCAAAGAGGACGAGGAAGAGUUAAGACACAGGGGUGUUGUGUGUAUAUUAAAUGUCGUAUCUGCACCAGCAAAGGUAGGAGAAUGGGGAGUAAAGAAAGUCAAGGAAGCAGGAGGUCUAGAUGCUUUGAAAGAAUGCCUGAAGAAAUCGAGAAGCCAGGAUGUGUUAGAGAUCACAGUGGAGGCCUUGAAGAGGUUACUAGAUGACGAAACGUCAGGUCCGGCAUUGUUGGAAGGAUGA
Messenger RNA from Mollisia scopiformis, 2188 nucleotides. Its product is annotated as ARM repeat-containing protein. Lineage: Eukaryota; Fungi; Ascomycota; Leotiomycetes; Helotiales; Mollisiaceae. The record is from RefSeq and is a predicted model, not a curated record. The transcript is spliced from 2 exons. Bases 41 to 2188 code for a protein of 715 amino acids.